Lytechinus pictus (painted urchin) is the source of this 9419-nucleotide messenger RNA. RefSeq names its product thiamin pyrophosphokinase 1-like. The coding region runs from base 1263 to 2174 and encodes 303 amino acids. The transcript has 8 exons. Lineage: Eukaryota; Metazoa; Echinodermata; Echinoidea; Temnopleuroida; Toxopneustidae. The record is from RefSeq and is a predicted model, not a curated record. Gene Ontology annotation, biological process: thiamine metabolic process; thiamine diphosphate biosynthetic process. Gene Ontology annotation, molecular function: thiamine binding; thiamine diphosphokinase activity; ATP binding.
UCCAACAAAACUGUACUGUAACUUUUUAAAAAAUUGUUUCUGUGUUGCUAUUUUAUAAAACAAAUAAUGCACUUGCUCUGUCGUGCGUAAAAGUAAAUGCAGAGAAAGCUCGGUUUCUUCAGAUGGAGCACACUGGGCACUCGCCGCAAGCUGCAAGCGGCUCGUGCACAGUGCGACUCCUAUCUAAAGAAACCUCGCGUGCUCUGCAUUUCCACUAACGCACUCGGCUGCAUGCAUUAUUUGUAUAAUCUCCGAUUUAGUCAAGAAGUUAGUCUUAUGACGGUGUUGAGAAACGGGCCCCAGAUGUCGAUGUAGAUAUGAGCUGAAAAUUGGUGCUGAAUGUACUAUUAUCUGCUGGUUGUAAGCGAAUCAGUUGUAUUGCCGUCCUUGCCGUGCAUGUGAUGGCCUUACCACCUCUACCAUACCCGGGUCCCGCCCCCGUCGCGAUCGCCAAGACUGCUUGUCUAUAUCGGGCUAGCUGCCGGAGGUACUGUGGGCUGUGCCUGUGGCGGCAGCUUGCAUGGAAAUAAAUUGAAGGCCUAAAAAGGGAAACUUAAUUUGGAUAGAUCACAGACUGGAGUCUUGGAGAGAACGUUUCUGGAGUGAGGAAGGAAGCAAUGUUGUAAUUUACAAAUACAUUUGACUGCCUAACGUAACUUAGAGCAGGAGAGCAGAUUCUAGCUAGGACUAGGUCUAACUUUACAUUUCACUUCAGGAGUUCAGAUAUUCUCAUUCUGUUGACUUGUCAGAAUAAUCUAUCUAGUCAGACCGUCUUGAUUUAAACUAGGGAAAUGAAACCUUUGGUCUUUGGAACAAGUGGGCUUGUGUGGAAACAGAAAAAUCUAAGAAGAAGAACAAAGAAAGUUUGAGAAAAAUCGGACAAAUUCAAGUUAUGAGCAUUUGAAUAUUGCGAUCAGUACCGCAUUCUUCUCCCAAAGGUUUCAUUUUCCUAAAAAGCCUCAAGUCAAGUUAGUCCAGUUGGGCCUGAGGAUUGUUAUUGACACGGAAUUCAGAACUGAAAAAGCCCAACAGUGACAAUAAGUCAAUGCCAAGUAGGGCAAUCUACAUGAUGAACACAGAAGAGUCCAAAGUACAAAGUAGACUCUCUACAUGAUAUAAAAAAAACUGUAAGUUAUUGGCUAAUUUGGCUGCAGGAAUAAGAUAAGAAUUAAAGAGACCAAAAAAAAAAAGACUAGCAAGUAACAUUGGAUUUUACCAGCCUAGACCCCAGCCCAGAAAUCAUAAUUACUAAGUGGACAAUAAUGUUUCAUAUUGGAUGGAUAUUAGGAAGAUGUCUAUCAAACAGAGAUGGUACCACUCCCAGUCUAAGAUUGACAACAGAAAAACAUUGGGCCCCAUUCUCGUCGACUUUGCAAUCUGAAUUGCAAAAAGAUGGUAAUUUAGCAUUGAUCAUCUUGAACAGACCUAUCCAUGAUUUGCAGCCUCUCCUCAAGAGAGUAUGGGAUGGUGCCAUUAUAAGAGCAGCAGCCGAUGGUGGUACUAACCAUCUACUAGAUUGCAUGACAUCAAAAGACCACAGAUAUAUUCCUGAUGUAAUCUCUGGUGACUUUGAUUCUGUGAGGAAAGAAGUAGUCGAACUCUGCAAAGAAAAGGGGAGUGAUGUGAUCCAUACACCUGAUCAGAAUUAUACUGAUUUCACCAAGUGCCUUAAUAUUGUUGUGAAUAUCAUCAAGCAAAAAUCAUUGAAAGUUGAUAGCAUUAUGGUGUUUGGAGCAUUUGGCGGUCGAUUAGAUCAAACUCUAGCCAACAUCAAUACCCUUUUCAUAGCGUCAACAAUUACUGACCUUCCUGUAUAUCUUCUGGGAGAUGGCUCUCUCUGUUGUCUACUACUUCCAGGGAGGCAUAGGAUUAAGGUAAACACUGGCAUUGAAGACAAAUGGUGUGGGCUCAUCCCAAUUGGUGCCGAGUGCAAGAGAGUUUCAACCACUGGUCUCAAAUGGAAUCUAGAAAACCAGUCAAUGAAGUUUGGAGGUUUGGUGAGCACAUCUAAUAGCUAUGCACCGGAUGCACAAGAAGUGACAGUGUCCACUGAACAGCCUUUACUCUGGACAAUGGGGAUUCAACCUUUGACCUCUGAGGGUCAUGCUUCUGAAGAUGGUCAUCCUGAUUCAUCAUCCAGUAGUCAUGGAACACUGGAUUCCUCAAAGAGUUAGCAAUUCUCUUGCUGAAAAUUAUUCUAAGGGAAAAAUGAAUAUACUUUCAGUAUUCUUUUAAAAUUCAACUUUUUAAAUGUAUUUUAAUGCCUUCACCCAUUGUAGGUGUUUGCCAUAGCUAAAUAGCCAUUGUUUUGUUCUCGUGAUAAAUGAAAAAAAAAAAAUUGACAGAUCAAAUUUUGAUAAAAGUCAGUCCACGUAUGUAUCUAGGGGUCACAAUGAUCUGAUUAUUUGAGAAUUAUCAAGAUCACAGGAAUGAUUACAAGAAAUUUCUUAUUUUCUCAAGACAGACAAUAGACAAUGGACUUGGGGCCUAGUACUUAUAGUCACAAUGAUCAGUUCAAAUUUUGAUGUAAACAGGGACAAGAAUGAAAAUAGCCUGUUUUUUCUCACAAUAACUCACAUAUACCUGUCUGAUAAUCUAAUCAUAUUUUGGGGUCAAUUCAUUGAGGUACAUUUGAAGAUGACCCCUUUCUCAAAAUAGAUCCAAUAAACAAAUCAAAUAUAAACUUGAUUUAUGUUUGCAUAUAUGAGAGCAAUGUUCAUGAAAGCAUUUCAAAAUGUUGGAAGUUAUAUAGGUGAGUCUGCCCCAAUUCAAAUAGGGACCACAGAAACCUGUGUCAAAGUCAAACCUGUUUGGCUUUUAAGCAAACCUUUACAUGGAAGAACUAAGUAUGCUUUGCAUAUUUUGAUAUGAUAAUUUGCUUGAACUUUGGUGUUUGACCUCAUGCUGUCAGGAAUCUACUUUCUUUCACUUUCAUUCGUGCAAUGAUGACAAUUGAUAUUUAUUAUGAACAAUGCAUUAAUUAUGUGCAGGAAAGUCUGAAUAUGAGGGGAGUGGUUCAUGAAAGGACUCAUGAGAUGUUUCAUCCGAUUAAAUCUAUCUUAUCUGAAAGUUACCACAUUAACAGUAAAAAACUUGUGCUUCUCAGCCAAUGAAACCAAGGAAUAUUUUCUGACCCAACAACUUGUAAUGAAAUAUGUUGAUUAAAUGUUCCCCAGGUGUGUGAUAAUUUUGCAUGAUGCAGAGAGAAAAUAGCCACUCAAUAUUAGGGAAUAUUAUGACUAUUAUUUAAUUUCAUGUACUGGUGUGUGCAAUCCAAGUUUUGAGCUAUAAUGGGCACAUUGUAUUUUUUUUUGUAAAUCAAGAACCCUUUCACAAAUUAACUUCAUAUUUAACUUAUGUAUACAUAUGGGAGUGACAAUGAUUUAUUUAGUUUGGGGUACAGGGGUCAAAGGUUGAAGGUCGCAGUGGUCAUUAUAUAAAUCAAAUGCCUUGUUCUCGAAAAGACGCGAUACUGUUUGACAUUUUAACUUCAAACUUUGGUCAUGUAUGCAUAUUGAAAUUAUGUAGAUUUAAGAUGAAUACAAUAUAUUCAGAUCUGCAGUGGCAGAGACAUAAAUGUUGACUGACUUGCUUUCUAAUUCCUAACCUCAUUUACAUGACUCAAUCGCUCCUCAAAUUAUUCAAAUUUCUCUACAUCAUAUUCUAUGAGGAUAAAAUGAAAAUCCAUAUUUUUUUUAUUGUUCAAAAUAGACAUGAAAUGGAAUACUCCGAAAAUUUGCUUUGCCCAAUUGAUUGUGGGCCCAGCAGCCGCUGUGCAGCGCCAGAUCGACGAGGCUCUAUCCCUUUAAUCGUUGAACGCCAAACAGGGUAGCAGCAACUCCCAUCUUCAAACGUCUGAUGCGGCCGGGGUUUGAACCCCCGACCUCCUGGUUGUGAGAUGGACGCUCUAUCAACUGAGCCAACACACCGGUGUAAUGCUGCUUGUUCUAUCAUUAUUUAUUUUAUGUCAAAAAGGGGAGUAUGAGACAGUGCCCAGCCUUGAUUUUUUAUAAUUUUUGAGCAUUUGCCAUGAUAUUUUAGAGACAAAUCUGCAAAGGCAAAUUUUUGCUCUAAAAGUCUCUUAACUUGUCUUCCAUACUUAAAAAUGUGUGCUGAUGAUAAUGGUUUAUCAAUGAUUUUCUUAUUUCAUAUUAAAAUAGAAAAGGUUCAUUCCUGUGCCAGGGAUAAUAGGACAAUUUCCUCAACCCUGGACAUGGGCAGGGUCAAUCAACAUAAAAUAAUAAAACCCUGGGGAGAUAUCCAUUUCAAUUAAAGGACAUAGAACAGUUUGAAUAGUCCAAAUUUACUCUCUAUGGUAACCCAUUACUUGGCAAUACAUGUAUACCUUCAAAAUGGCAGGUUUAGUACACCUAAAUGGUAGUGUAUUUUACACAUAAAAUUUCAAUUUGUCUUCAUUAUCUUUGAAGCUGCUUUUUGUCUCUCUGUGAACUCAACAUAUAUUGUCAAAAUUUCCAGUGAGUAAUGAGAUAAAGUGCACCAUUAGAGAUAUUGGGAAAAAUAUGGGUAAGGUGCCACUAUUUAACUUUGAUAUUACGUGGAUACUACAUGUUAAGUUGUGGGUUUCAUUAUGAAAUUAUUGUCUUCAUUUCUCAGGGAAUAUGCCCAGAUUGUUUUCAAUCUUACAGACCUAUUGAAAACACAUGUAAUAUCAUGUACCUCAAAAUACUGAAAUAUGAUAUAGAAGAGUUUCUUUUGUAUAUUUUUAGCUCAUCCGGCCCGAAGGGCCAGAUGAGCUUAUGCCGUGGCGUGGCGUCCGUCCACAAUUUCAAAAUGCUUCUUCUUCGCCAUUUCAAUUCUGUUUGCUUUAUAUGAUAACACUAGGUGGGGGGAUUCAAAACUUCUACACAGAAUUUUGAAACUCAUUAAAUAUGCUAAUUUAUGCACAUUUUUCAAAAUUCACAAAAAAUGCUUCUUUAUUUAUAGACCGAUUUUGAAUUUUUUGCUUCCAUCUGGUAAGCUUUGAGGUUCGCCAAACUUCUACACAGAAUUUUGUAAUUUUGACUAGAACAAUUUUUAUGCUAAUUUAUGCGAAAUUAAUUUAUGCAUAUUUUUAAAAAUUCACAUAAAAUGUUCUUCUUUAUUUGUUGACCGAUUUUGAUUUUUUUUUCUUCCAUCUGGUAGAGCUUCAUGAGGUUCACCAAAGUUCUACACAAAAUUUUUAAAUUUGGAGUUUAUGCAAAAUUCAUAAAUCACAGAAAAAGCCUCUUUAUUUGUUGACUGAAUUUCAAAAUGCUUCUUCAUCAUUUCAAGUCUGAUUUCAAUUCUGUUUGCUUUAUAUGAUAGCAUUAGGUGGGGGAUUCAAAACUUCUACACAGAAUUUUGAAACUCAUAAAUUAAAAAUUCAGAUAAAAUGCUUCUUCUUCUUUAAUUGUCAACCGAUUUUGAUUUUUUUCUUCCAUCUGGUACAACUUCAUGAGGUUCACCAAACUUCUGCAUAGAAUUUUGAAAUUUUCAGUCGAAAAUUAUUUAUACCAAUUUAUGCAAAAUGUAUUCAUAAAUCACAGAAAAUUCCACUUCUUCUUUAUUUGUUGACCGAUUUUGAUUUUUUUUCCUUCCAUCUGGUAGAGCUGCAUGUGGUUCACCAAACUUGUACACAGAAUUUUUAAAUUUAGAGUAGAAAAUUAUUUAUGCUAAUUUAUGCAAAAUUCAUAAAUCACAGAAAAUGCCUCUUUAUUUGUUGACUGAAUUUCAAAAUGCUUCUUCUUUGUCAUUUCAAGUCUGAUUUCAAUUCUGUUUGCUUUAUAUGAUAGCAUUAGGUGGGGGAUUCAAAACUUCUACACAGAAUUUUGAAACUCAUUAAAUAUGCUAAUUUAUGCAUAUUUUUUAAAAAUUCACAUAAAGUGCUUCUUCCUCUUUAAUUGUUGACCGAUUUUGAUUUUUUUUUUCUUCCAUCUGGUAGAACUUAAUGUGGUUCACCAAACUUCUACACAGAAUUUUAAAUUUUCAGUAGAAAAUUAUUUAUGCUAAUUUAUUCGAAAUGUAUUCAUAAAUCACAGAAAAUGCCUCUUCUUUAUUUGUUGACCAAUUUUGAUUUUUUUUUUCCUUCCAUCUGGUAGAGCUGCAUGUGGUUCACCAAACUUACACACAAAACAGUCAGUCGGCAAGCCCUUAAAAAGUGGCUUCUUUUAUCCAAGUGAUAUUCAUGACUAUAGUGGUUUUACAUUGUUAAUGAGCUUGGUGCGGACCAAAACACUUCUUUUUAUUCGGCCAUUGCUGCUCUAAAUAUUAACAAAAUUUCAUGUUUUUGGUAUCUUUGUAAAGAAGACAAAUCAUUCUUUUAGGUCAUGUGUUUGGAUUUUGAAAAAGAUGUUGUAAUAUAGGGGAAAUUUUAUAUCUAAAACAUGAUGAAACAAAAUAAUUAUUUUCAUGCAACAAAAGUUGUUGUUUUUACCCUUAAAUUCUGUUUGAGCACAAAUGAUUUUAGAUUAUGAUGAAGCUGAAGAUCUAAGCUUUAAUAUGAUAUAAUUUUUAUAAGAAGAGGUAUUUUAGAUGGGUCAGCAGCCAGCUUUUCAUAGGCCAAGUACAUUUCAGUCAGACCGCGGGUCCCUAUGCUAAUGAGCAAAAAGGCCAGAUUCAUCCAAAUCAUCUCGUGGCUGAAUCCUUGCAAAAUCUCGUGAUUCGUGAGAUUUUCUUUCUCUAAGAAUUUAGCUGAUUUAACCUCAAGUUAAAUGAAAUAUCAUUGCACCAUCAGAUAGAGUAAAUGUUAUUAUUUCACAUUGGUCAUUUAUUUUGUAUACAGUAUUUUGUGAAAUAAGUAAAUUUCUGGCCUGAAAAUGUGCCUCAAAACUGAAUUUUCUUCCUCUGUUUUCUUUUGCAAAUUGUGCAAAACUUUUUAUUUUGAGCCUCAAUGAUAUAUAUCACCAUAAAGCUGAAGUUCUGUACUUUCUCACAAUGCCACUCUUGAUAUGCGGCACCUUUUAAUAGGGUCAAGAUCACACUUUUCCCACCAAGGUACAAGACGAGAUUUCUGAAAUUUUGUACAUGAAAUCCAGAGUUCUGAUUGGCUGGAUAAGGUUCACAGAACAACAGGCGCGGUAAUUUGAGGAGAUUACCACAUGGGAAGUGUGACCUUCCCAUGAAAUUUCCCAUGGAAUUUGCCAGUGUGUGGUCUCUUUGACCAAUCGGAGUGAAGUAUUCUUGUUUUCAAGCUGCUUUAUGUACUUUGCCAAUGAAAAGUGUGAUCUUGACCCGAUUAAACCAAUUCUUAUUUUGAAACCUAUACCACUUUAAAGCAUGCAUAUUCAGCUUUAUCAUGAUCUAAAAAUCAUUUGGGCUCAAACAAAAAUAAAGUGUGAAAAUAACAGCUUUUGUCAGGUGAAAAUAAUUAUUUUGUAGCAUAUUUUAGAUCAAAAUUUUAACCUAUAUUACAAAAUAUUUUGAUAAAUUCAAACACAUGACCUGAAAGAAUAAUUCUUCUUUACAAUGAUACCAAAAUCAUGAAAUUCGAUGCACAAUUAGAGCAGCAAUGACCGAAUGAAAAGAGGUGUUUUGGUCCGCAUCAAGCUCAUUAAAUAUGCAAAACAUCUCAAGUCAUGAAUAUCACUUGGAUGAAAGAAGCCACUUUCUUUGGACCUGCCGUCUGACUGAUUUAGCAGCUCAAAAACAAGAAUACUGCUCUCUGAUUGGUCAUAGAGACCACACACCCACGCAAAUUCCAAUGUUCCCCACACUGGGCCUCUGAAGGUCACACUCACCAUGUGGUAAUCUCUUCAAAUUACCUGUGCCUGUUGUUUUGAAAACAUUAUUCAGCCAUUCAGAACUCUAGAUUUUUAUGCUACUCAGAAAUUUCAGAAAUCUCGUCUUGCAUCUUGAUGGAAAAGGCUGGCUGCUGACCCAUCUAAAAGGUGUCACAUAUCAAGAGUGACAUUGUAUGAAAGUAGAGUUUGAGCUUUCUGAUGAUAUAAAUAAUGUUUGUGCCCAAAACACAAAAUUUUGCACAAUUUGCAAGAGAAAACAGAGGAAGAAAACUCAGUUUGAGGCAUCUUUUCAGGCCUAAAAUUCACCUAUUUAUCAAAAUAUUUUAUUCAAAAGAAAUAACCAAUAUAAAAGAGUAACAUUUACUAUUUUCUUAUGGUACAAAAAUAAUCAGUUUUACUCAAGAAGAAAAUGGUUAAAUUCUUUGAGAAAAAAGUCUCACAAUUCACGAGAUUUUGUAGGGAUAUAAAUUCAGCCACGAGAGGACUUGGAUAAAUCUUGCCCAUUAACAUAGGGGCUUGCAGACUGACUGAAAAUUUUGGAAUUUUGUCUAUAAAAUUAUUUAUGCUAAUUUAUGCAAAGUUUAUUCAUAAAUUACAAAAAAAAAUCUUCAUUCAUUGAUCAAUUUCAAUUUUGUUUGCUUUAUAUGAUACCUCGAGAUGGAGAUACAAAAUUUAAACACAGAAUUUUGAAACUCAUUAGAUAUGCUAAUUUAUUCAUAUAUUUUCAAAACUCACAAAAAAUACUAAUUUAUUUGUUGAUUGCUUUUGAUUAUUUUUGUUCCAUCUGAGAGCUACAUGAGGUUCACCAAGGUUCUACACGAGUUUAGAAAUUUUGACUAGAAAAUUAUUUAUGCUUAAUUUAUAAGAAAUUUAUUCAUAGAUCACAAAAAAUGCUUCUAUGUCAUUUCUUCAUCAAUUUCAAUUCUAUAUCCUCAAUUUAUGUCACCAAUGUAAUUCACUAGUGUCAACUGGGCUGAAAUUAAAAUUAUGUUAAAUUUCGUUGCGAGAUGCCGGAUGAGCUCCACAUCAUUGAUGUGCUAGUUAUGAGAGUAUGAUGAUUUGAGUGUCUAACAAGUGACAUGUUCCAAUUCAGUUCAUGUUGGAUUAUUGAUGUGUUUUUCUAACAUGGUGUUAUAUUUCACAUUAAAAAAAUUUGAAUCUCAUUUAGGUGAGGACUGUACAGUAGGAGGCAUGUACUUUAUGCAUCUCAUUAGGCCCUAUUGGUGCUAUGGAGCAUGCUGCUGUCUAUACAUGAAUAGAAAAUGGACCAGCGAUGUCUAUUACUUGGGUCAAAAGAUGAGUUAGCCAAUUAUGUCAUGCCUUUACCUUUAUAUUAAUAUUUUAGUAUUCAAAUAUUAAUAUUUUUUUUAUAUAAAUGUAGAUGGGCCAAUAUAACAAUCAUAAAGAUAGAAUUCAUGUCCUAUGAGGAAUUAAACAUUGUACACUGAAGGAAAAAUGAAAUAUUUUGACUCCUAGUUUUAUGUAAUGAAUAACUCGUGUCUUAAUGCAACGUUUAGGCUGUAAUAUGUAUUGAUAAGGUUCUAAUAACUCAAGUGCUACUUGAAAAAAAAUGUUCUUCUUUUAGUACUCCAAUUUGACUAUAAAAAAUAUUUGAUCAGUACAAGUACAUGAUAUACUCAUAUUUUGUUAUUUUGGUCUCGUGAAGAAUAUAUUUAAUAAAGAUGUUUUAUGAGCAAUGAA